UCAAUCUCCAUCCUUCUCUCUCUCUCUCUCUCUCUCUAUUCUGUAAUCAACACAACGCACAAACUUGUGUCUUUCUUUUUCCAAACAGAUUCUCUCUCUCUUUUUCUUUUAACUUUGAUUGGAUCAUCGCUGUGUUUUUUAUAUUGAAAACAAAAAUCGUGGGCUUAAUUUAUUUUAGAAUGUCAUUAUCCGAUUCUGAAUCUUCUUCUCAUGGCGGAGAGUACAAAUUCUUUCGUCAAACCAGCCGCGAUCGUUUAUUGCUUGAAAUGCUUGGAUCAACAAGAACAGGGGAAUCGAAAUCAACAUGGAAGGUACUUAUUAUGGACAAAGUUACAGUGAAAGUCAUGUCUCAUUCUUGUAAAAUGUCAGAUAUCACAGACCAAGGAAUUUCACUGGUGGAAGAUCUUUUCAGGAGGAGAGAACCUUUACCCUCCAUGGAUGCUAUCUAUUUUGUCCAGCCAUCAAAAGAAAAUGUCGUCAUGUUCUUGUCUGACAUGUCUGGAAGGGAGCCUUUAUACAAGAAAGCAUUUGUUUUUUUCAGUUCACCGGUUCCCAAAGAAUUGGUUAAUCACAUCAAGUGUGACACAAGUGUGUUACCUCGCAUAGGUGCUUUGAGAGAGAUGAAUCUGGAGUACUUUCCUAUAGAUAGUCAGGCAUUUACCACUGACCAUGAUGGAGCAUUGGAAGAACUCUAUGGUGAAAAUGCUGAGAACUCACGAAGAUUUGAUGCAUGCUUGAAUGUGAUGGCAACUCGAAUUGCAACAGUGUUUGCUUCAUUGAAGGAGCUCCCUUGUGUGCGGUAUCGUGCUGCCAAGACGCUAGAUGAUGCAUCAACAACGGCAACCUUUCGUGACACAAUUCCGACGAAGCUUGCUACGGCUAUAUGGAACUGUAUGUCAAACUAUAAAUCCAUUCCCAACUUCCCGCAGAAUGAGACAUGUGAGCUGCUCAUCCUGGACAGAUCCAUUGAUCAGAUUGCUCCUGUCAUUCAUGAAUGGACUUAUGAUGCCAUGUGCCAUGACUUAUUGGAUAUGGACGGAAAUAAAUAUGCGCUGGAGGUGCCAAGCAAAAAGGGUGGUGAGCCUGAGAGAAAGGAGGUCCUUUUAGAUGACAAUGAUCCAGUCUGGCUUGAGCUUCGUCAUGCACAUAUAGCAGAUGCUAGUGAACGUUUGUAUGACAAGAUGACCAACUUGAAAAAGAACAAAGCUGCACAAAUGCAACAAAAUGCAAGAGAUGGUGCUGAAAUAUCUACACGAGAUUUACAGAAAGUUGUUCAAGCCUUGCCAAAAUACAAUGAACAAAUUGAGAAGCUGUCUCUUCAUGUUGAGAUAGCUGGAAAAAUUAACAGCAUUAUCACAAAAUUGGGCCUUCGAGAACUUGGGCAACUAGAGCAGGAUCUUGUUUUUGGAGAUGCAGGAGGUGUAGAAGUUAUUAACUUCCUAAGGACAAAGCAGGAUGCAUCUCCUGAAAAUAAGCUUCGUUUGUUGAUAAUUUAUGCAUGCGUGUACCCUGAGAAAUUUGAGGGUGACAAAGCUACAAAGCUAAUGCAGUUGGCCAAGUUAUCGGAAACGGAUAUGAAGGCUGUGAAAAAUAUGCGAUUGCUUGUGGGAUCAUCUGUUACCAAAAAGGCAUCGGGCAGUUUCUCACUCAAGUUUAAUAACCAGAAGACAAAAACGGCAGCCAGAAAGGAUCGAACUGGUGAGGAAGAAACGUGGCAACUCUUUCGAUUUUAUCCCAUGUUAGAGGAGCUUAUUGAGAAUGUUAACAAAGGUGAAUUGCCGAAGAAUGAGUAUUCGUGUAUGAACGAACCAAGUUCGGCAGUUGAGCCGGAGGAGACCAAGAAAGGAUCAGGUCGGACAAGUAAUGCCCCCGUCGCUCCAGAAAGAAAAGCUCCUGCUCAUUCAAUGAGAUCAAGACGAACUGCAACGUGGGCACGGCCUCAUCUUUCUGAUGACGGAUAUUCAAGUGAUUCAGUGUUGAAGAAUGCAUCAACGGAUUUGAAGAAAAUGGGGCAGCGUAUAUUUAUAUAUAUCAUUGGUGGUGCAACUCGAUCUGAGCUACGAGUUUGCCACAAGCUCACAACCAAACUCAGGAGGGAAGUUGUUUUAGGUUGCACUAGUUUGGAUGAUGCUCCACGAUAUGUAACGAAAUUGAAGAUGUUGUCGGAACGCGAAGCCCCCCCAACUGAUGGCCCCAGAUUCCAAAUUUAGCUCGAGAGAAGAACGUGAAUAAAU
Ricinus communis (castor bean) is the source of this 2234-nucleotide messenger RNA. RefSeq names its product protein transport Sec1a. Gene Ontology annotation, molecular function: syntaxin binding. The record is from RefSeq and is a predicted model, not a curated record. Gene Ontology annotation, cellular component: plasma membrane; secretory granule. Gene Ontology annotation, biological process: vesicle-mediated transport; intracellular protein transport. Lineage: Eukaryota; Viridiplantae; Streptophyta; Magnoliopsida; Malpighiales; Euphorbiaceae. Bases 180 to 2210 code for a protein of 676 amino acids. The transcript is spliced from 21 exons.